Molecule: messenger RNA, 1629 nt
Organism: Clupea harengus (Atlantic herring)
Lineage: Eukaryota; Metazoa; Chordata; Actinopteri; Clupeiformes; Clupeidae
Gene: ccdc112
Product: coiled-coil domain containing 112
Source: RefSeq, a predicted model, not a curated record
UGUGCAUAACGGAUUGGGCACCAACACUUCCUCUCUGCAUCCCCUGCUGGACAAAAAAAGAAAUUGAAUAAACAUGUCCUCCUUGACAACGGACACUGUUUCCAACAGACAGUUCUAUCCGUUAAACACCAUCAUGAACGCUCCUGUGAAACAGAAUUGGGAUGGUUUCGACAUAACUUCUCACGGAGAUAACAAGAAGAUAGAUUUUUUCCGAAAAGUCGAAAAUCUGAAAAAGCUGGUUGAGAAGAAUGAGAAAGAGACAUGGCUAAAAAUCCACUGGAAGAAUGGCUUCGGAGAUUUUUUUUCGGUUGUUAAGGAGCUGGAUCAAAGAUUAAACCACGACCUCAACAAUGAAAGGUUGAGAGUGCAGCAACAGCUUGUGAAAUUGCGACACGGAGUUGCCCGAUUCCAGGGACAACUAACUGAUGUGAAGCCCUCCACUGAAUUGAUUGAGAAACUACAAGAGAUUAUGACUGAGGUUGAAACCUCGAUCAGCACUUUUAAAGAAGACCAGCAUCAGAGCUUUGAGGAGCUUCUGAAAGAGGAGAGGGUCUGCUGGCAGGAACUCUCUGCCUUCGAGAAGAAGAUGGAGACCUGGCCUCUGCUUGACAAAUCAGACUCUGUGGUACAUGCUGCUUCAUUAGGCAAGGCGCAUGUUACCCACCUCCAGCGUGAUGGUGUUCCCCCUGAAGUGAGAGCCCUGGAUACCUUUCUUCAGCUGACAGGGGGUCAGUAUGGUGGCUGGGAUCAGUACGACCAUCAGAGCUUUCUCCAGGUAUUGACCAAGUAUGGUGGAAGGCCGUCCUGCAGCAGAGAGGCCAUGGCCUACCUGCCAGCCCGGACCCAAGAGGAGGUGCGCCAACAUGAAGCAUGGUACCUUAAGGUCCAAGACCUGCAAGAGAGGAAAAAACAGGCCAUCCACAGGUGGAGGACAGAAAGAGAGCAGGGGAAAGGGGAGAGUUUGCAGCAGAGAGAAGAGCUGAUGGAUGCAGAGAGGAGGAAGAGGGAGGAGGUGGCACAGGAGUGCCGCCUUCGGGCAGACGAGGAGAAGAGGGAGGCGGCCGUUAGGAUUGAGGCAUGGAGGAGCCAGCGGCAGCUCCAACAAGAGCAAGAGAAGGAGCAGUGCCUGAAGGAGGAGGUGCGCCGUAAGAGGAUGGCCCAGGAGGAGCGCAGGAGACAACAGGAGGCUCAGCUGGCUGUGAAAGCUUGUGUCCAACAGAAGAAGGAGCAGGAGAAACAACGCUUGGUGGAGAAGGAGGCGCAGGAACGAGCAGAAAUGGAGGAGAGGAGGAGAGCUGCGGCCCAACUCAUCCAGCACUUUCAGGAAAGGGAUCUGCACAAGCUUGAAACAAAGCUGUUGGAGAAACAACAGAAAGAGGAGGAGUUCGUGGAGAGGCAGAAGAGGCUUGCUAAGAUUAAAGAAAAGGUUGAAGCGCACGUCACCAGAGACCAAGCUCGGCUCUGUAAACCCACUAAAGGAUGGGAGGAGCGCACCAAAAACAUCGGACCAGAGGGAGGAGGACCUGUCUAUCAGACAUUCCACAGGGCUGUGCCAAGCUGGAGACAAGAUUUAUAGACUACUGAAACACAGCUAGUUCAUAUUUUUAUUAAAUUAAUUUCAAUUAAAAA